This is a messenger RNA of Rhinichthys klamathensis goyatoka, 1511 nucleotides long. RefSeq names its product heat shock protein b8 (gene hspb8). The record is from RefSeq and is a predicted model, not a curated record. Gene Ontology annotation, biological process: cellular response to unfolded protein. NCBI's taxonomy places the organism in Eukaryota, Metazoa, Chordata, Actinopteri, Cypriniformes, Leuciscidae. Gene Ontology annotation, molecular function: protein homodimerization activity. The transcript is spliced from 3 exons. The coding region runs from base 365 to 1018 and encodes 217 amino acids. Gene Ontology annotation, cellular component: nucleus; cytoplasm; protein folding chaperone complex.
GAGCCAGUCACAGCCCGGGGUCUAAACUUGGAUAGGGAGGGUCUUCAGUCAGCUGUCGUGUACCACCGAGCACUUUCUGGACUUUAUAGACCGGUAAAUCACAUAUAAACCAGUGAAAGAGCACUUACAUCGUCAGUAAACUUCUAGAACUCAUACAUGAGUACAGUGGUAGGCUUAAACUUAGGUGCGUAAUCACGCGCCUGGAGAGUUUUUGCGCUUUUGUUGCCAAAAACAAAAAAAAACAAAAAAAAAACGGAAUUUGUUUUGCACUCUUUUUAAUAAUUAAUCAUAUUCGGAAAUCUGACAGCAACGCGACGUUCUGAACAGGAAAAGUUGUCUAAACUCACUUUUUCCAAGUUUCACUAUGGCAGAAGGGGAUUACUACACUAUGGGCAACCGACAGAGGAUUCCACGGGAUCCGUUCCGGGAACAGUCACUCGCAUCUCGCUUUAUGGAAGAUGACUUUGGACUGCCACCCUUUCCCGAAGAGUUGUCGAUGGAAUGGCCCGGCUGGGCGAGACCUCGGCUGAGCGCCCGCCUCGACGCCCCGUGGUCGGGCUCGUUGCGCACGGGCUUCCCGCGGACGAGCAUGGGCUCGCCGCAGGGCUUCAGCUCCAUGUACAGCAGCGAGAGCCCUCGCCGAUCCAGCGCGCCCCCGACCAACCCAGACGAGCCGUGGAAAGUGUGCGUGAACGUGCACAGCUUCAAACCUGAGGAGCUUAAUGUCAAAACUAAAGACGGUUUUAUAGAGGUGUCAGGGAAACACGAGGAAAAGCAAGACGAGGGAGGAAUUGUUACCAAAAACUUCACGAAGAAAAUUCAAAUCCCAUCUGAUGUGGACCCAGCCACUGUGUUCGCCUCUCUGUCUCCGGAAGGUGUUCUCAUCAUUGAAGCCCGACAGACCCCUCCAUACUACCUCUACAGCAACGAAAUGCCCGCAGAACCCAUGGAAGAACCUGAGGCCAGACCGCAGGAACCCAGCAUGGCUUCAACUCCAGUCUUUGAUGUCAGGGAGUGAACUGGUGUUCGCAUGCCUAUGGUAUUUGUUCCAAGCCAGUGUUAAAAUCUAGAUUCAUCAGUUUCAAAAAAUUACUUAAAUCAAAAGUCAUUAAUCUGCUAGUGAAUAGUUCAUAAAUUAAAUGUUACUCUACAUAGUAUAUGGUUGGAUCAAAUACCAGAAGCUUUCAGUUACUAUAUCAAUGAAGAUAAACAAAUGUGAUAGAGCUACCGGUGAAGUGAGAAGGAAAAGGUGUGAAAUGGGAUGAGACCAGGCCCAAUUUCUGUACAGCUGGAAACAGGCAUGGAAACAUGUACGUAGAUGCGAAUGCAUGGUCAACAUUGUAAUGUCACAUCUCAUUGUAUAUACUUAACCUGCAUUCCUCUCAGUCCUAAAGUUCCCCUCAAAUGUCAACAAUUAAAUGGAUUAUUCACCCAAAAAUCAUCUCUUAUUCUCCUACAUGUUGUCCCAAACCUGUAUGGCUUUCUUUCUUCUGUGGAAAACAAAAGCAAAA